Messenger RNA from Acanthosepion pharaonis, 708 nucleotides. NCBI's taxonomy places the organism in Eukaryota, Metazoa, Mollusca, Cephalopoda, Sepiida, Sepiidae. The record is from the annotation of a GenBank genome assembly.
AUGUACUCCACAUCCAGAAGGGGUCCGACAUAUAAAAGACGACGUCAGCUAAUCUAUUCCUAUAAGACGGAAAGCAGGACAGAAAUAAAUAUUCACACUGAACUUAUUUACACCUACUUAAGGUUUGCUUUAAAGUAUAGCAAAAAAAUAUGGAUAAGCCUUUCAAAAUAUGGAAUGCUGAUCCAAAUUGUUGAUAUUGGAAAAAGCAAGCUGGAAAUUUCCCCAAGUGCAUCUACAAGAGUGGUCUUGGAAUGUGAUGGUACUGAAGUAGAAGAUGAAGAAUAUUUUGCAUUUAUGCAGCCAAAUACUGUAUUCCAGCUUCUACAAGUAACAGAGAAAUGGAGACCCCCACAAUCAACCAGUCAAUCUCAGAUGAAUUACGAUGAUGUAGAUUGUGGUGGAGACAGUGAAAGCAUCCCACUCAGGCUUCGUCAUUUAUUACAGAAGAUGCAGACAGACAUAGCUUCUGUUAUAUUACUUUCUGCUGAUGAUCUGGAGACUGUUUCUAAGAUGCCAUUAAGUGAGCUUGCCUCUCAUCUUUCUGAAAGUGAAUUCUUUGCUGAACAAAUUCAAGCAGCUUGUCGCAACAGACUGGAAAACAUUUAUCAGACACAAGAUGCCUUGGAUCUGCUCAGAAUAUAUCAUGCAUCACAGCAAAAUAGUUUGUUGGUGGAAGAAAGCAGCAAGAAGCGAAAAGCAGAAACCUGA